UCGAUUUCAAACACUAGGGCGUCGGGCCGACGCGAAUGUCCUUCUACGGGUCGUCUGGAAUUCACGUAUCCGGUAGUCCACGCUCGCUGGAGCCCUCACCGACGCGGAAGAGGAAUAGCUGGGGACAAGAGUAUCCAAGCGACCGCGGCCGUCCUCAAGACGAUCCUUUUUAUAUGCCAGAGGAUCCCUGGAGCCAGACUCCACUGGACACGCUUCGUUAUGGCACACCGCCGGCGGACGAUGCAUCCUCGACUCUGGCAGGUCCGUCUUCCGCAGUCGCAUCGCUUUAUGGAGACGACGACGAAGCACGGCUUACAAACCACCGCGAGGAGGACUCGGCAGUGCGGAGGCAGAGGACAUUACGAUAUAGCACUUCACCAUCACCUUUGAAAAAGACCGGGACGGCAAUCAAGCAUGUGUCGCAAAACCUUCGCAGAGUGUCUGUUCGAGUGGUGAAUAUGGCGUCUGUUGGUCUAGAGAGGUUACCGGACGACAAAAGAGACGAGGAAGAUCAAAUUCCCAACCUUGCGACGUCGUUGCCGCUCCGUGGUCGGACAUUGGGAAUCCUCGGCCCCACCAACCCUCUCCGCUUGCUAUGCUUCAACUUCCUCGUGUAUCCCUGGACGGAACCUAUCAUCCUGUUACUCAUCAUCUCCAAUGCCGUGCUUCUUGUUAUCCAGUCCUCAAGGACACUCACGCUCUCUGACCCACCCCUGACAGUGCGAGGCUACUUUCACAGUUGGGAAGACUACGCCCUUUUCGCUCUUUUCGUUGUCUUCACACUCGAGGCCUUCGCACGAAUAUGCGUUUCAGGUCUUCUCUUCGAUCCAGAAAUACCGCCUUCCCUCAUAUUUUCCAAAUCCUUCACCCUUCCCUUGGAUGACAAGCUGCUAGAGAAACAGGCACCACCAGCAGAGACUCUAUCCCUCCCGUUCAAGCUCACCAUUAGCUCCAACACUUCCCUCAUACGUCGUAACGCACCGUACCUCCGCCACAGCUGGUCCCGGAUCGACUUCGUGGCCAUCAUCUCGUACUGGGCUUCGUUUGUACUUGCGACCCUCGGGGUCGAGAACGGUGCCCGCCACGUGCGGAUCUUCCGAGCAUUCAGUGCGCUACGUACCGCACGGCUGUUGACCAUCACUCCGGGUACCACUGCGAUCCUGAGCAGUCUCAAAACCGCCAGGCCUCUACUCGCCGGGGUGGCGUACUUUGUGUUGUUUGCGAUGAUUGUGUUUAGCGUCAUUGGGGUCCAAACAUUCAAGGGCUCUCUUCGUCGUACCUGUGUGCUUGAUGCCACGCUUGGAGAACCCGACACCGUGUUGGACAGCCAAUUCUGCGGAGGCUGGAUUGAACCUGUGUCUCUGAACGUGACACCGUACAUCACUGCAGGGGGUCAGGUUUCCCCCAAUGUGAAAGGAUUCGUCUGUCCCCUUGGCCAGACUUGCAGGGAAUCUGAUCAAAAUCCGUUGAGCGGUGUCGAGAGUUUCGACACAAUCUAUUUUUCGGCCUUGCAGGUCAUCAUCAUCGCCUCCGCGAAUGGAUGGUCGUCACUGAUGUACCAAAUCAUCGAUGCUGAAUACUUUGUCUCAUCCGUCUUCUUCAUCCUCUGCGUGAUUGUCCUCAACUUCUGGCUCAUCAACCUGUUCGUCGCGGUCAUCACGAACACGUUCUCGGCCAUCCGUUCCGAAACCAAGACGAGUGCAUUCGGGGCCGGAAAUACGGAUCUUACGCCAGCUGACACCGCAGACGAUGAUGGCUGGGCAGCCCGGCCCCCAGCUCGUCGACAUGCUAAUCCAGCGACGGUCGUCAUCAAGUACACGCGCUGGAUAUUCGUGGCCCUUGCGCUCGCGUCACUAGCUCUGCAGGCCACCCGAACCCCCGAGAUCUCUGCCCACGAAGAACAUGUACUUUUGCUCUCAGAGCAAAUCAUCACUCUUGCGUUUGAUAUCGAAAUCAUUCUCCGUCUGCUGGCGGCACUUCCCGAUUGGCGGUCGUUUUUCGGGCUUGGACUGCAGAACAAGAACAGGAAAGCCUCCGCUACUGACCGCGAGCGAGACAAUGGUGCUCCGGGACCAGGACAGAAUUGGCUCGAUCUGUGUCUGGCAAUUGCGAACAGUGUGAUUCAAAUACCUGUGAUCAGGCAGUCCUCAGUGUAUCCUUGGUUCACGAUAUUCCAGCUCAUGCGGUUCUAUCGCGUUAUUUUGGUCGUUCCACGCAUGAAGCCUCUGCUGCUGGCCGUGUUUGGCAACAUGUAUGGUCUGGCCAACAUGACGCUCUUCCUCAUGCUCAUGAAUCUGGUUGCUGCUCUCAUCGCUGUCCAAUUCUUUCGCGGAGAUCUCGACUCUGGCGAGACCAUGAACUUUAGCACAUUGUUCAAUGCGUUCCUCGCCGUUUACCAGGUCUUUUCCUCCGAGAAUUGGACAACUGUUCUGUACACCACUGCAGCGGCCGAGGAGAUCUUCGGACAGAGUAUUAUCACCGUGUUGUUCGUUAGUGCUUGGAUGCUUUUUGCUAACUUCAUCGUGCUCCAAAUGUUCAUUGCUGUGAUCAACGAAAACUUUGACGUGGCGGAAGAGGCAAAGAGGGGCAAACAGGCCACCAAUUAUUGGGAAGAGGCACAUCGACCGACCAAUGGCAGUGCGAGCUGGAUCCGAAAGUUAAAUCCAUAUCGCUGGGUCAGAGCGAAUCCGGUCCAAGUCAAGGUCGAGGCGCUACCGGCGAACCUGGUGCUUCCUAUUCAGAAGAGUCUGGUGCAAGAGUAUAAUGUUCCUAAAACGGAGAUGAUGACCGAGGCCUCGAACCAAAGUGGAGGUCGCCAUUAUCGCCACAAGUCGCUCUCUGCCUUGCAGAAGUUGUUCGGAGGCGAUCCUCGAACCGACAUCCCGCUCUCAACGCUUCGGCAUGCCCGCAACGACACCCUUGGCGGAAUCGCAGAGGAUGACGAAACUGAACGGCAUUUGGAACUGUUGGCCGCAGUGCGAAAUGAGACGACGACCACAAACGAGGAACUCAAUGACGCGUUGUACGAAAGGAGAGCCCAGAAAGCCGACUUCAUCCGAGAUCACCCGACAUAUGACAAGACAUUCUGGAUCUUUUCGCAGAAGAAUCUGCUGCGGAGAAUGUGUCAAAAACUGGUCCAGCCGGCAAGCGGGCCCCGUAUCUUUGGCACUCCCCCAUCACCGAUUCUGUAUCCUCUGUUCCAGAUGACGCUGCUGCUGAUCGUCAUUGGCGGGAUUGCCGUUGAGUCGAUCUCGAACCCCGUGUACAGGCGCAAUUUCUUUGCUGAGCACGGAUUGGUCCGGGGAGCAUGGUUCGAUAUUGCGGAAAGCGUGUUUGGGCUCGUGUUCGUGCUCGAGUUCCUCAUCAAGGUGACCGCAGACGGGUUUCUUCUCACUCCAAAUGCCUACGUUCGGAGCAUCUGGAACCUGCUGGAUUUCGUCAUCAUGGCCGGGCUGCUGGUGAACGUCAUCACCGGUCUUGUAUUCAUCGGAGGGUUGAGCCGGUUGACACGGUCAUUUAAAGCUCUGCGCGCGUUGCGGUUGAUUACUCUCGUCGACCGGAUGCGCACAACUUUCGAGUCCCUGAUCAUCUCUGGCGCACUUCGGAUAUUGGACGCAGGAAUUCUGGCGAUCUUGUAUAUGAUCCCGUAUGCUGUCUGGGGGCUCAACAUCUUCAACGGCAAGAUGAACGAAUGCAAUGACUCCAGUGUCACCGGUGCAGACACCUGCAACAACGAAUAUACCAACACUGUCUUCGGGAACGCGUUUGGCUUUGUCGUGCCCCGCGUUUGGGACAAUCCCGCGCCGUCGACAGUGUUCUCGUUUGACUCGUUCCGUGCCUCGCUGUUGAUCUUGUUUGAGAUCGUGUCACUCGAAGGAUGGGUCGAUGUCAUGGGCGUGGCCACCAGCAUCACAGGGAACAACAGCCAGCCUCAGACCAAUGUUGCUCAGAUCAACUCGCUGUUCUUCCUCAUCUAUAACUUGCUGGGAGGUGUCGUCAUCUUGACGCUGUUUGUCAGUAUCAUCAUCGGCAACUUUAGUUCCAAAACAGGCACAGCGUUUCUCACGCAGCCCCAACGCGAAUGGAUCGAUCUACAGAAGCUAUUCCGUCGGCAGCGUCCCUCGAAACGGCCCCGCACACGUCCGACGUGGUCAGUCCGGUCUUGGUGCUACGACCGAGCGGUCCAUAAGAACGGAUGGUGGGCCAAUGGAAUGUUUGCUGUAUUCGUGGCGCACAUCUUUGUGCUGAUGACACAGACAUUCUCGACUCAGAGCAUCGUCGAUUCGUUGCGAAACGACUUUUUCUUGGCGAGUGCGUCGAUCUAUACCCUGGAUGUGCUGGUUCGCUUCUUUGGUCUCGGGUGGCGCAGCUUUCGAGCAAAUGGAUGGAAUGUAUUCGACAUCAUUGUCGCAGGAGGCAGCGUCGGGACAACUUUCAUCGUACGGUUCGGCUCGAUAGGAUUUCUCGUGCAGCAGCUGCAAAAGCUGUUCCUGGUCUGCAUCACCUUCAAGCUUGUCGAGAGGACGAACAGUCUCAACAAACUGUUCAAGACGGCGGUCGCGAGUCUGCCUGUGAUCAUCAGUUUGUUGAGCCUGUGGUUGGUUAUGUUCCUGUUCUUUGCGAUCCUCUUCCUCGAGGUAUUCGGGUUGACCAAGUGGAAUUCUGCCGAGACAAGAACACAGAAUUUCAGCACCAUGGGUUCGACCCUGGUCAUGCUCACGUUCUUCACGACUGGUGAAGCUUGGAACCAGUACAUGCAUGACUACACCAUCGAGUAUCCCCGUUGCACCAAUCGCGAUUUGAAAGAGAACUCGGAUUGUGGCAGCACCGUAUGGGCCUUCACGCUGUUCAUCACCUGGAAUCUACUCAGCAUGUACAUUUUCGUGAACAUGUUCACCGGUGUGGUCGUCGAGAACUUUUCCUAUGUCUUCCAAACGUCGGGUGGGACCAAGUCUAUCACGCGAGCCCAGAUGCGUGCAUUCAAGAAAGUUUGGGCCGAAUUCGCGAACCCCAAGACAGGCUACCUCGAACGCACUCAAUUCGUGCCGUUUUUUGCCAAACUGAGCGGUGUCUUCGAAGUACGGAUCUACCCGGUCGAACACAGCAUCCCCAACAUUCAAGCUCAGUGCAAGCCCUCGGCCGAGUCGCAGUAUUGGCCGGAUCGGGUUAUCGAAGGUGUCGACUUGAUCAAGUUGGAGAAGGUGCUCAAAGAUAUCGACUAUGCGGCAAUUCGCAAACGGAGGGCGAUUUAUAGUCGAAUAUAUCACGAAGCCAGUAUCUCUCACCAGCAGGGGCGAGGGAUGUCUUUCACCGACAUGCUCUUUUUGCUGGCACAUCACAAGCUCAUUGUGGAUCGAGAUGCCUUGGUGCUGAAAGAUCUCGUCGUCCGCACCGAAACGAACAAGCUGGUCACCGACUUGGUCAACCUUGACCGCGUCAGGUCUUUACUCAAAACUAUCUCGCACCGGCGGCGGUUCCUCAAGUACAAGCAGCAGAAGUACAUGUCCGAGACUCCGUCGAUCGUGGUAGAUGUAAUGCCCGCGACACCACCUCCCUCGUCAAGAGACAUCUCAUCCGCCAUCUACUCGACACCGGGUUCGCCCACGCCACAGCCCAAGGCGUUUUUCGGCUCGCCCGAUGUGUCGCUUACGUCGGGGUCCAAGCUGCAGCGCAGCGGCCGACGGACGAGCGACAUCAGCAUGCUGAGCGGAGAUCUUGGGUAUUACUACGGCGGAAACAGCAGAUCAAGAGAAAGUUCGGUCUCCAUGUCGCCAGGGGAGGACCCUCAGGCCAUCCUCCAGGCAAUGGAAACCUCCCCCUGGGGUGAUCUGAUGGCUGAAGCGGAGCUGGAGGAGGGCAGCAGGUAGUGGUUGUUGUAUGAUUGAUAUGGGUGGGAUUGUUUUUUUUAAUAUCUGGACGGUACAUAUUUUACUAGACAUGUGCAUUUCUGUACAGUAGCAUGCGCUCAUUUAUCAUAUUAUUCGUUCUAGCAUUCAUGGAUAUCAUAAUUACUGCCUGUCACACUGCCGUCAGUUGCUGUGGACCGCCAUCACCAUGCCCUUUGAAACGCGCAGUCCCAUCUUGGAACUUCCGUUCGAUGUGAUCUCCCAGAUCUUUGUCUUUUGCCUCCCCCAAGUCCAAGACGCUCUGCCAUGGCGAACGGAAGCUCCGUUGCUUCUUAUCGCGAUAUGCCGACAAUGGCGCCAACUGGCGCUCGAGACACACGAACUAUGGAACACAAUCUAUCUCGAACUAAAGCCCCACAACAUACUGAGCUGCCGCCCGCUCCUCGAGUUCUGGCUCCCGCGUGCGGGGCAGAUGCCGCUCUCGCUGAGCCUGGUAUACCGCGGAAGCAAGGGACACGUGCACGCCCACAGUAACUCCCAUCCGCUCGCGACACUGAUAUCGGACUACGCGCCGCACUGGACCUCGAUUGACUUACAGACGCCCUUAUUCCUCUUAUCUAACUUUGAAGCGCCCCAGCGACCGCUCGCCUCGCUGCGGAAACUCACUCUGCACUCGGAAGGGUUCUACGGGAUAUCAUCCGACGUCAAGUUGUGCGUCUUCGCCAACACGCCGCAGCUGCGCGAUCUGCAUCUCGUCAGCGGGGUCGUCGAAGCCUCCAGCCUGGGCCUGCCGGCUGAGCAGAUCACGACACUGCGAAUGGAGCACACGACUGUGCGGCAUGCACUCGACAUGCUCGUGGCGUUCCCAAAUCUCGAGUCCAUGACCUGCAUCAUCUGGGGCGAGGCGGGCACUCCCCAAUCAGCCCCCCACGCGUCCUCACUUAAGUCGCUGCGUCUGAUCCUCAGCCACGAUCGUGGCCCGGCACUGCUCGCUCAGCUAACCGCGCCUCUCUUAGAGCGAUUGGAGCUGGAUGUUAUCCAUCGGGCACAGUUGCCCCUCGUCGCAUCGUUUGUCCACCGCUCGAGAUGCUCUCUCCGCUCAUUCUCUGUGCGGCUUGGCGAAUACUGGUCGUAUGUGGAAUGCAUGGAGCUCUUCGGGUCGCUGGAUCUCCUGGAGCACCUCGAAGUCAGAAAGGGCGGAUCCAGUCUCGAUGUACUCUUCCAGUUCUUGCUUGACAAUCCGCUGGUCCUUCCCUCGCUAAAAUCCCUGUUCGCUGAACGCACGAUUACCGAGCCUGUCAUGGCCAAGGUCAUAGCAGACUUGCUGGAAUCGCGCAGGGAGAACACGACGGUGAAAUUGGACUGCUUUCAACUGGUGUCGCCCCUCGCUGAUGGGAGGGAGCCUGAUUCAAUGCUACGCAUCACUAGAAUGAUAGAGGCCGGGAUGGAAGUUAGUGUUGUUGCCCCAGAGCAGUGGUUCAUCUAAUUUGUGCGGAUGAGAUCAGAAGUGUAAAGGAUCAAUCGUCGUCGGCCGACCCGGCCCGGAUUCACGAUCACCUGACGCUAUACACAGUGUUCGUGACCGCGGGAAAGAUAAGUAUGAAAGUCUUGCAGACCUCGACGCUCUUCAUGCUACGUCUCUUCUCAUGAAUUCCUCGCUUAAAACCUAUAAAAACCUGCGUCCAAAUUCAUUUUCAAUCCGUAGCGACGAUGCGUCCAUGUCUGCUUCUCACAUCAGGCAUUGAGGCUGCACCUGUGACCUAGCUUCCUGGAUUCUAAAUUCUUGUGCUACCAUGAUCCUCACUGGCAACACAUGCUCUCUCCAGCGUCAUCUGCUGAUUUUCGGGUCCGGCGGGGUCAAUUGGGCUGAAUAUAAGUUGCCCAUUGUCCGUCGUUGCCGACAGCCAUGUUAUCACAAUCUCUUGUCUUGCUCUCACUUCUCCUUGCACCGAAGGUGGCGGAGGGUGCCGCGGUGUCCUCGACUGCCUCCCAGACCUUUAUCGGAAUCGGUGGCUCCGGCGCUUGGUGGCCCCACGACCUGUACCAAUUUCCUGCUGCCGUCCGCACGAACCUAUCGAACCUGCUCUUCUCGCCGACGACCGGCCUCGGCCUGACAUCCUACCGGUACAACGUCGGCGGCGGAGGGGUGGGUGUAAUCAAUCCCGUGCGCGCCCCGGACACGUUCUAUGUCAGCCCGGGGGUGUACAACUACAGCCAUGAUCCGCAAGGGGUCUUCUUCAUGCAGGCUGCGGCGAGCUUCAAGGUGCCGAUCACCUUCUUUGUCAACAGUGGCCCGCCUCCGUUUACGAGCAACGGCGCCAGCUGUGGUGGCAGAUUCAUCAAUGGAACGGGUGCAGCGUAUGGCAAAUAUCUCGCGGAUGUCAUCUCGCAUUGGCAUGGCCUGGGAGUGCCGGUCCAAUAUGUCUCCCCGAUGAACGAGCCCGACGACUCGUUCGGCACGCCUGGCUCGUGUGGACAGGAGGGAAUGGAAGUCGAUGCAAACCAGCGGGCGGAGGUUGUCAAUGGAGUCUAUGCCGCGUUGCAGGCUACCGGACUGCAGAACCAAGUUGGCAUUCUUGCCGACGAGUCUUCGUCUCUAUCCAACGCGAUGAACGAGUACCCGACUUGGCUGCCCUUCGUUGCGGACAAAGUCGCUGCUCUCGUCCAUCACACAUACGAUUUCCCAAGUGACGCGUCGUACACGGCGCUAGUGAACGACGUCAACACCCUAGCUCCCGGAAAGAAGACAUGGAUGUCGGAGAUCUGCUGUUCUCUUGGAACAGCUUCUGGAGGUGGCAAAGGAUACAGCGGCGGCUACGACCCUACAAUCACAAAUGCCUUGAUGUUCUCUGGCAUGGUGUUCCAGAGUCUUGUCACCGCCAGUGAGCCGCAUUACGAUUUCUGGACUCUCGUUUCCAACGAAAUCGGAUGCCAGCCGCUGACUAACCCCAGCUGUGCCACCACUCCGAACUCGAAUGGUUGGACUGAUGGCCUGAUCUACUACGAUCCAGACUAUGCAACGAACGGGAACCACCAAUUAUAUAUCUCCAAGCACUACUGGACCUACAAACACUUUGGCAACUUCGUCAAACCCGGCUCCAUCCGGCAUGCGCUGACCGGAAGCGACGUGCAGCAGUGGAUGAUGGCAGUGGCCACACCCACGACGUACUCCGUCCUGCUGAUGAACCCCAACACGACCGACACGACGCUGACGCUGACGUUCCCUGACACCGUCUGCCCGCUGGCAGCAGUGCGCACGAGCGCGACGGAGGACUUUGUGUCUGUCGCCGCCGCAACCAACCACUCGGGCGCCUACUCCCUCCCGCUGAAAGCGACCAGUCUGACCACGUAUACGUUCAACCGCAAACAGUGCUGAUUGGAUCGAGGAUCCACUGCAAGAUUACCCAAUUUACUACGUAGUGACCCUGUUUAGGCAAUGCUAUUUCCUCUUUUGGCAGAAACAGGAUCUGAGCUGGCAUUCUUUCGUUCGUA
Mycena citricolor is the source of this 9338-nucleotide messenger RNA. NCBI's taxonomy places the organism in Eukaryota, Fungi, Basidiomycota, Agaricomycetes, Agaricales, Mycenaceae. The record is from the annotation of a GenBank genome assembly.